GGUGGUGGAAUGUCAUAUAUAAAAGAUGGCGGGCAGGGGUGACGUUCUUCUAGCCUAAUCGCUGCUGGAUCGCUUGGAAACGCCAUCAUGAGAUUUUCAGUGUUGAUCGCUGUGUGCUUGCUUGUCCCCUCCUUGGCAAGACCCCAAGGCGGCAACGGUGGGGGUGGUGGCGGCGCAGGCGCCGGAAUGCAAGGCGGUUUGAACUUCGGCCUGGGCGGCGGAGCGGGCGCAGGCGGAAGUGGCGCGGAUGGAGCCGGCGGCGCAGGAGCCGGCGGACAAUUUGGAGGCGGCCUCAACUUCGGCGGCUCCGCAGGUGCAGGUGCAGGUGCGGGAGGAGGCGGAGGAAACGGCAUGCCCAACUACAUGAACUAUGGCAGAAAGUAGUGAGAAGUUUGUCUUGUAUUAUAUGGAAGAAGGCCAUUUGUAUAGCUGCAAUAAAACUUUCCUUUGU
Uloborus diversus is the source of this 451-nucleotide messenger RNA. RefSeq lists its product as uncharacterized. Bases 88 to 384 code for a protein of 98 amino acids. The transcript is spliced from 2 exons. The record is from RefSeq and is a predicted model, not a curated record. NCBI's taxonomy places the organism in Eukaryota, Metazoa, Arthropoda, Arachnida, Araneae, Uloboridae.